Messenger RNA from Lepisosteus oculatus (spotted gar), 11031 nucleotides. RefSeq names its product Rho GTPase activating protein 39 (gene arhgap39). NCBI's taxonomy places the organism in Eukaryota, Metazoa, Chordata, Actinopteri, Semionotiformes, Lepisosteidae. Gene Ontology annotation, biological process: signal transduction. Gene Ontology annotation, cellular component: cytoskeleton; cytoplasm. Gene Ontology annotation, molecular function: GTPase activator activity; protein binding. The record is from RefSeq and is a predicted model, not a curated record.
AGCUUUGAAUCCAGGAAAAGAGGAAAGAUGAAGUGAGGUGGACCAGGUUUUUUUAGUAGAAUCCUUAAUUUUCUCUAGUUUGCCCCACCUAAUGUCUCCUUGCCCUUUCAGUCUAACUGGAUUCACAUUCUACAAGCUGUCAGCCCUGUUCGGCUGUUGGUAGUGCUUUAUCAUGGUCUUUUUCUGUCAUGUAGAACGCUGCCAUAUGAAAAGGGGUCAGAACUGGCCUUUUUAGAUUGAAAAAAUCAGUGUUCUUUGCAGUGGCAAUGUUGUGGUUAGUUUCGAAGCUUUCACUGGAAUGCUUAGCUUACAUGGGAAGUAUGAACCGUAAAACAGACCAUAAGUAAAAAAAGACUCUUAACAUGCCGUGCAACAAGCAAGCAAUGUUCAAGGGAUACUAUUGGUGGCAGAAAAUAUUAGUAAAUACUGAGUAUGUACUCUGGUGCUUUCAAGGGUGAAUUCUCCAUUACCAGUUAGAGCCUUUGAAUGUGCUUGGAUAUAACCAGUUGCAUACUGGAGGAGUGUUUUCGAUGAUCGUAUGAGUACAAGCAGAGCAACAGCAGCGCACACAACUGGUGGAAGGAACAACUCUUCUAGUCCAAGCCUACCUUUGAGUCACACAGGGCUGGAAUGGGUGGAAAUCAUCGAGCCGCGCACCCGAGAGCGGAUGUACGCCAACCUGUUGACAGGGGAAUGCGUCUGGGAUCCCCCCCAGGGCGUGCGCAUCAAACGUACCAGCGACAACCAGUGGUGGGAGCUCUUCGACCCCAACACCUCCCGCUUCUACUACUACAACGCCUCCUCGCAGCGCACUGUCUGGCACCGGCCCCAGAACUGUGACAUCAUCCCCUUGGCCAAGCUGCAGACUCUGAAGCAGAACACUGACUCGCCUCGCGCCUCAGCCGAGAACAGCCCCGGGAGGAACAGCGCCGUCAGCCGGGAGGGCAGCACAUCCUCCUCGCUGGAGCAGGAGCUGCUGGAGACGGGGGGAGGAGGAGGAGGGGGCGGCAGCGGAGGAAAGCAGGGCCUGACCAACACGCUGAGCAGGGAGGAGGCCGAGAGGACGUCUCCUUUCCGCUGGAACACAGGCACCAAGGAGCGCAUGCUGAUCAAGGUGACAGACCGCGAGCCCAGCUUCUUGUCCCACCAGGGCAACGGCUUCUCCCCUUGUGAGGGUUCUGGAACGGGAAGUGGGACUCGCUCACGACGUUCGUCCGGGAACGCCCCCCCUGAGCCAGACAGCCCUUCUGUCUUCUACCCUGAGCGCCGUCAGUCACCAUUCCUGAAGCGGGCUGAUCUAGGGGGGUCACCCCUGCUGGGGGGAGGCGGGGGAGGGCAGCUGCGGCGCGCCUCAGGUGACUCCCAGCCUCCCUCGCCCCGCUACGCCUAUGAACCACCCCUGUACGAGGAGCCUCCCUCUGAGUACCAGCCCCCUAUCUAUGAGGAGCCUCCCACGGACAUGCACUGCGAGGCUUCCCCCUACAGCAAGGCCUGCUCCUCAUCACCAUCCCCCUCCCCGCAACAGAAAUCUCCAGCCCGCAAGUCCCAAUUGCCUCUCUUCCACUCCCCAAAGCAGGGCUCCCAUCACUCGCCCUUCCAGCAGCUGGUGCUCACCAAGCAGAAGUGUCCAGAGAAGUCCAUGAGCCUGGAGUAUAGUCCGGCAGGGAAGGAGUACGUGAAGCAGCUGGUCUAUGUGGAGCAGUCAGGCUCCAGCCCCCGGUUCAAGACUGCUGACCGGCUGCAUCGGUACCAGACAGCCAACCCUGGGGUAGGAGGAGGCAUGGUUGGGGGAUACGGUGGGUUCGGGGGCUCCUAUACCCUGCAGCACAGCCAGUCUCUGAUCAGGGACCCCCGAUCUGCAUGUGACUACAGUAGGGGAGAGAUGGGAGGCGGCGGAGGGACAGGUGGAGGAGGUGGGGAGAUGGGUGAGCUGCGACAGCGCCUACACUAUGAGGAUUCGAUGUCCUGGUCCAGCAGCAGCCAACAUGACUCCCUCUCCUCCUCCACAGGGGGUGGUUACUCUCCUGGUAACCGGAAACGCAAGACCCGCAAGCCCUCUCUGCCCCAAGAGGUGCUAGCCCACUGCGGGGAGGGGCCCAGUGACUGCGAGGGAGGGGGCAGUGGCCGGGUGCCUGACUCGCCCCACUCUGCAUAUCCCGAGUCCUUCUUGGCUCACGCUCGGCUGGCUUGGGAAGCCCAGCAAGUGCACCAGCUGAAGCAGCGCAGCAGCUGGGAUGCAGCUCAGCAACAACAGCAGCAGCAGCAGCAAGGGGGUGGGGGUGGAGGGGGGAGUGUAUCUCAGAACCAGCAGUCGCAUGGAGGGGGCGCCAAGGACGGGUACGAGAGUGACGGCGCCGUGCCCCUGCCCUUGCCUGGCCCCGUGGUGAGGGCAUUCAGCGAGGACGAGGCAUUGGCACAGCAAGAUGGACGCCACUGGAAGCGCAGCACAUUCGAGAGGCUGGGCUUCCCCCAGGUGCUGUUGGAGAAGAGCCUGUCAGUGCAGACCAACCUGGCAUCACCGGAGCCAUACUUGCACCCCUCACAGUCCGAGGACCUUGGAGCCUGUGCCCAGUUCGAGAACAGUCGGAACGCCCGCAACAUGAUGCCAAGUGCCAGCUGUGUCUUCCCAGAAUUCACGCUGCGGAAGCCUUCCUCAGAGACAGAUAUCGAGAAUUGGGCGUCCAAACACUUCAACAAGCAUACACAGGGACUGUUCCGGCGCAAAGUGUCCAUUGCCAACAUGCUAGCCUGGAGCAGUGAGUCGAUCAAGAAGCCCAUGAUCAUGACAACAGACCGUGGGGUGAAGAAGGAGGCAGUGGAGAUCUUCAAGCUCAUCCAGAUGUACAUGGGUGACCGGCGAGCCAAGACAGACCCCCUGAACGUGGCUCUGGAGAUCGUGGUGAAGGGCUGGAGCUGCCAAGGACUGCGGGACGAACUCUACAUUCAGCUGUGCCGCCAGACCACAGAGAACUUCCGCUAUGACAGCCUGGAGCGUGGCUGGGAGCUGAUGGCCAUUUGCCUUGACUUCUUCCCACCAACACCCAAGUUCCACUCCUACCUAGAGGGUUAUAUUUACCGGCACAUGGACCCCCUCAAUGACACUAAGGUGUCGCAGCACAUUAGAGAGCUGCUGGAGGCCCGGGACAAGAGGAGGCCCAAACUGCGGCGCCGAGCCAGGCCCCCUGACCCACACACCCUGGGUGUGGCCAUCAGCACCUAUGCCAAGUACUGUUACCGCAAACUGCAGAAGGCAGCUCUGACUGGCGCCAAAAAGGGUUUGCAGAAACCCAACCUAGAGGAAAUCAAGCAUGCGCGGAACGCUAUCUUCAGCCCCUCGAUGUUCGGCAGCUCGCUGGAGGAAGUGAUGGCAUUGCAGAAGGACAGGUACCCCGAGAGACAGCUACCCUGGGUGCAGACGCGGCUCUCAGAGGAGGUGCUGGGGCUCAACGGGGACCAGACCGAGGGCAUCUUCAGGGUGCCAGGUGACAUUGAUGAAGUCAAUGCACUGAAACUACAGGUGGACCAGUGGAAGGUGCCCACUGGGCUGGAGGACCCCCACAUCCCAGCAUCCCUGUUGAAGCUGUGGUACCGGGAGCUGGAGGAGCCCUUGAUCCCUCAUGAGUAUUACGAGGAGUGCAUCACUAACUACGACAACCCUGAAGCCGCUGUGCGUGUGGUGCACACACUGCCAAACAUCAACAAACUGGUGCUGUGCUACCUCAUCCGCUUCCUGCAGGUGUUUGCUCAGCCUGCCAAUGUGUCUGUCACCAAGAUGGACGUGAACAACCUGGCCAUGGUGAUGGCGCCCAACUGCCUGCGCUGCCAGUCCGAUGACCCGCGCAUCAUUUUCGAGAACACACGCAAGGAGAUGUCCUUCAUCCGCAUUCUCAUCCAGGGGCUCGACACCAGCCUCAUGGAAGGGGUGCUAUAGCUGGAGGAGAGGACUGCUCCACGCAACACUCACACUCACACUCACACUCACACAGAGAGACAGGGUCCUUACAGUAUGUGGAUAUGCAGAUAGAGAGACACACAAUGACAUUGGAAUACAGGGUCCCGUACAACACAUAUCAGCACGGACAUACUGGGUCAUUCCCGUGUAGAUACUGACACACACAGACAGACACAUAUUGGAGACACUGACAGACACACAAACACAGAGAACUGGACACACCCAGACAGAACUGGACACAAGUACAAGCACUAACAUUAACAGAGAAUGAGAGGAGCUUGCAAUGUUGCUAACAGACUAUCCAGCUGCAAACAGCUCCUGCAGACAGGCACUGAUGAUGCUUCCUCCAGCCCAGGUUCUCCACUUCAGUCUGGGUCAGAACCAAGAUCAUAGAGUCAGUGUCUUUGCCAGUUGCCAUACUUCUACACUGCCUGUGAGGCUGUAUCAGGGCCUGCCAAAUGGACUGGGUGUAUACACCAUCUAGCCUCUUCAUCGUUACCUAAAGAGCUUAUGGUACCCUCCAGACACUGUGAGAGGAUGCUUAUAUACAGUAUGUGUAUGUAUAAGUACUAUAUAAAUAUUAUAUAUACUAGUAUACAUAUGUACAUAGCCCUGUAAUGUUAACCUGAGUAGGCAGGGAUUGCAGAUGCUGGUUCAUUCUGCCAAGACAGAAGAUUGAAACGUUCAUAUCUGUAAGCUUGGCCUUGUGCAUCAUAAUCAUUCCUUGUGCGUGAACACAUUGUGCAUAAAGUUAACCAUGUGCAGCAGAAUUUUUGUGACGGGGCUCUGUAUAUAAGUAUAUUUUACAUUAUUUUGUCCUCACACUGGGCUGUGGCCUGCUAUGAAGGGUAACACACACCUGAGCUCUGUCUUCUGCACCGCUUCCAUCACAGUGCUUAUUAACAAUGCUGCGUUGUACUUCAGAGAUUGUUGCUGAGAUCUGUCUGCCUUCUAGCCCUUGUAGAAGAGAACAGAGCACAAGCCCAGCCUCCCUCCAGGAACUUGACUGUUACAUGCAGACACAUGUGUGCCACAUGAGUUUACCAACAAAUAACUCCUUCAGACUCCAAAAACAAACUCAAAUUGAAUUUCUAAUUAUUCUAAAUAUUCCCAGUGACUUGCGGCUCCCUCUGGUUAGAGAACAGUAGGGAUAAUCAAAUACCAGCCCUGCCAACGUAUUUCAGUAAUAUUUUUGGACGUACCAGCUAACUCAAAUUCAAGUUCAUAGAACUUUAUUGGCAUGACUGAUGAUAAGCAUUUGACAGUUGGUGAAUAGUGGCUUUUCUGACACAUUUGCAAUCAUUUGGAACAAUAACAUAAUUAUAUGAGAGAGUCGCUACUUUGUUACAUAAUAGAAUUGACUAUUAAACAAUGAAAUGAUUAAAGAGCUGGUUGUGCCAAACUCCUGCAGCACUGUUUAAUGGAAGACCUGGUGUUCGGCUUUGAGGUCCACACUGCUCAGGAGCUGGGAGUCGUGACUGGGGUGCCUGACAGCGGAGGUCCUGUGAUCCCCUCUGUGUCCAUCACUGGCAAACUGGGGCCACAGGGAGUGAACAGUCCUCUGUACCCCAGUAGUACCCAAUCAAUUCACAUCUCCAUUCCAAGUGAGGGCUCAAUUGCACUAACUCCUCAUUUUACAAAAAGGUUUGCAUUGCAUGGAAAUCAGUAAUAUAAGCAAAAAGUUAAGCAAGUAUGAAAUGUCCCAUUAAUUUAAAAGCAACAAUUAGAGAUUAUAUAAAUAUUUAUAAACUAUCGAAAGGAAAUGUAAUAAAUAUUACAAAUAUAUAUACUAUAUUCAUUUUGUAUAAGAAACAGCAAUUAAUCUGGAAUAGACAGUACUAAAGAAAACAAACAGUGUAAGGGAACACAAAUGAAAACAGAAAAUGAAAUGGCACUAUUUUAGCCAACAAGAUGGAGGCUGUGUGCUGUCUAGUUUUCUGUCCAGAUUUGUAGGCAGACUAGUCUUCUAGCCUGUAGCGCUAGUGAUGUUGACAAGUUUGAAAAUCUAGAUGGAUUACAAGAUAAACAACAAACAAUAUAGUACAAAGAUGGUGACUGCAAGUGCAGGGCUGUCCACAUAAACACAGCUAUCUUUGCAGCAAAAACCAAUUACUCAUAUGGGAAAAUGGGCUAUUCCAUUUUCAAAAACAUUGAAGUGAAAACUCAUUAAUUAAAUGUUUGUAUGAUGAGGAGUUUGUGUAAUUCAUUACAUCCUUAAUUGAACUAGUAAUGUGCUUAACUAGAAUUUUUAUAUUGCUAUCAACUCUCCUUAAGCUGUAGGUUUCAAGUUGCUCAUGUAUGUGUAUACUUAAAUUGAUGCAAGCAAUUUAAGAGGCAUAUAUAUGUAUAGAGCAAUUAUUUGAUCAAUUGAGGGUGCAAUUAAGUCACUGUGAGCUCUGAAUUGGUUUUCAAAUUCAUUUGCCACUUAGAAAUAAUGUGAAAUUAUCUCCAGAUACAGACAGAUUAGGCACAUGAAGUGACCUCAUAGAGACAGCAUCCAGGACUGCACCGUCUGUGUGGCAGAGGCUCAAGAGGUCCUCCUGGCUCUUGAGAGGAUGCUUAACAUCCUGCAAGGGGGCAAGAGUUUUAGAAGGGACAGGAGGCUACAUAUGUAAAUUAGACCUUAGGCACAUUUAACUUAAGAACUGUUACAAAUGAGCCAUUUGGCCCAUCUAGCCCAUUAGGUACUGUAGUUAGAUGCUAAUUAAUCCAAGAACUUCAUCCAUCUGUUUUGUUGAAAAGGUAUCCAGGUUAUCAGCUUCACCACUAUGGCUGUGUAAUUUAUUCCAUGCCCCCACAAUCCUUGGGGUUACAGAACAGCUUUUUGGAAGACAUUUUUCAUGUAUUACCAAGGAGGCCCUUCCGUUCUAGAGAAUGUGUGCACAAUCUUAGUGUGCCAGCCAGAGCUCUGGGUCAGCACUCGUAACAUGCCAGAGGGAAUGGGCCGUACCAUUGUCACUUCUGGAUUAACCACAGGCCUCUUUUCCUACUAGACAAAAGCAGCAAGUCCUGGCAGCACACAGCAUGUUGCCUUUUGUGUCUUGUUGCUUUUAUAAAGCAGAUUUGUGACUUUGUUUGAUUUGCCACCAUCACUCCUAAUCCUAAUACUUGGUGGACAGUGGAAAGGCUGGCCUGGCCUGGCCUGGGAUGGUCCUGUCACUGCACUGCUGCUAUAGGAUAAGAUGGUUCUGACUCUGCAGCUGAGGUGACAGAGGGGAAACUAAACUCAUUCUCUGAAGCCACAGCAGGUCCUAAACUAAGUAUUGAGCAUUUUCCUCCAUGUGUCAUGUGCCACACCUUUUAGAAAGUGGAGAACCAAAAAAGAAACACUGCUGACAAUGAUUCUUAACUUAGCAUCCUAAGUAUUUUGUGUAGCUUCUUAGGAUUUUUUUCUUGUUAGGAAAAAUGUAACAUGCUGAAAAGCAGCAUGGUGGUGAAAGAUUUUCAAAUGCCAAUGAGAGAUCUUGCCCUUCAUUCACCUCGGUCAGUGUCUCGGUUCAUCUAUCUGUGUGUUUGGCUGUGUGAGGGCAUCACUGUGAGUAUGUGUGUGGGCUGCAUGUACUGUAACAGUGUUUGAUAUUUGUUGAUUGCUAUUAUUUUGAGGUCUUCUGUUUAUUGUCUGCUUUGGCUUAAUAUGGCUUCCAUUAGUCUUUUUUAGUCAUGUUAUGUAAUGCAUUUAGAAAUAUAUUUUAGUUGCUUUUGUGAAUGCCUCUUGGAGCAGUGAUAGAGACAGUGUGGCAUAUUUCUGUGCAUAUAUAUGUGUGUUGGCCUCUUUGCAGUUUUAACACAUUCAUUCAGAACAAAGCACAGAUGGUAUUCGUACCAACCGGAAAACAAAUUCAGACAGUGGGUUAGUUCAGAACACUUUCCAGUAAUCUAAUUUUUCAUUGCAAGGCUCUAAGGGGUUUGUCUGUGGACAAACUGUCCAUCGGUGAAAGUGAUCCCUACCAGCCUGUGAGAGACUUUGCCAGCGUUAACUGUGGCAGACUGUGGUAAUAGAGAAACAGAUGUUAGUAAAAGCAUCAGACUAUUUGAAAUAUCCUGAUACAUGCAUAAAUGCAAAUUUGGGAUCUGUUUUACAUAAUAAUUGUCUGUGCUGUGUGAGUUAAAGGAAGGCAGUUUCAGUAGAAAAAAGACCCAAGGACAAAAAUAUCCCUUUGCUCCAUUAGGCCACAUGCCACUGCAAUUUCGCUGCUAAAAUGUUUUUAGAUUGUUUUAUUUCAGUCUUCUUAUUGAUGGUUUGUUUUACUAUUCAGAUUGUUACUGAAGUGUGUCUGUGAGUGUGAAUUGAAGCCUUCUUUAUACAGUAGCAUGUGUGUUGGAGUGCCAGUAACUUUGUGCUGGGGCAUUAUGUCUAUUGUCUGUGUGUGAGUGCUUCUUGGGUGCUAUGAUUCAUAAAGCAUGCACCAUAGUAAUGUUUACAACAGGCUUUAGAAAAAGGAACAGCCUUUAUUUAACCUUGCCCAUAUUCCCAAAUAUCAGACGGAAAGUUUUAACAAUAUCUGCAGAGGAUCUUGUAAGAGCAAGUGCAAAGCUAUAUCGCUUCAGUGUGUUAAUGCUGGGGUAAACCCUUGUUCUUGAGUGUGUGAUGCGUUACACUCAUUAGGAAACGUAACAGCCUCUUUUAUGCUUAAACAUUGGAAAUUGCAGAUCUCACAUUACAGUUAUAAUAAGUUCAUAAAACCAAAGUGAUUCAAGACACACUUAAAUGAAUGCCAGAGAGCCAGCGAAUGUUGUGUUAGGGGACUAGGUAAUGGUGAUGUGCCAAUAGUUCCCACUUCCAGAACAGCAAGAUCUAAUUUACAGGUCCACAUCAAUUUAAAAUGCCUUUGUGAGGCAAUCUAUAUUUCUGACUAGUCUUUGCACCUGAGGUGUCCCUGGUAGGCUUCUGUAGAAGGCAAACAUUUUGGCUCAUCUCCAAAAUAAGAGUGGCUCAGUCAAAAUGGCUGCUUUCUACAGAAGCCUCUCAAGGACAUCUCAGUUGCAAAGACCAGUCAGGAAUAUAUAUUCCUUCACAGACUUUCAAGACAAACCAAAGAGGCAUAGUCCUUCUCAAGGUUAGAACUGCUUUCACCCAACAUGAAUUGGCUGAACAUGGAAAGCUAAAUCUGUUUCAGGGAGCAGAUAAAGAUUCAUUCCAUGCUGGAAGAUAAAAAAAAACCCAAUGAUUCAGCUGUAGAACCUUUUUAAGUUGAUCAAGUCAAAACGUUGUAUUUCUUUUCUUACUUUCAGCAUGGAAUGAAUCUUCAAUGGUUCCUUAUGCAGCCCAUGCAUGCUGACACAACUUCCUACUCGAAUGUCUUACAUCUGUUUUAAUUGAAUCCCCAUCUUAUGGGUUUUACUUAUUUGCACAACUCUUGCAAUAUUAAGGAUUUAUAAUUGACUUUUUUGGGUGGAGGUGGGGCACUGUGUGGUUGCUUUAGAAAAGGUGAAGUCUUCUAUUAAGUGUGAAUUAUUAACAGAAAGGUUCCCCAUCUCUCUUGGGACACCCUUCUGAAGCAUGAUGGUGUGAAAAUCAUCAGGAGGAGGAAGAUUUGUGCUGCCUUCAUUUCCAUCUUUAUCAUCUCCAGGACCUGUGUGUGUGAGUGUGAGGCAGGGUAAUAGAGUAAUAGAUGAAUGAGGAAAGGAAAGCUACCAUUGUCAUGUUUUCUCCUGGUUCUGAACCUCUUGAGUAAGCUGGUGCUGCAGUCAAUGGUAGAAGGAAUCUCUCAGUCAUCCCACAUCUUUGACCACUGAAACUGGCAGGACCAACAUGUAUAUACAGCCACGUGUACAAAACAAACAUGUAAAAUAGAAAUCUAAAUAGAAUAAUGAAAAUUGCAAUGGACAUAGUCCUGACAGAGCAAGUUGUUUUUAUAUGAAUAGAGGCAGUUUGUAUUUCAGACAAAAGGUUGUGCCCUAGAGGAAUGAGACUGACUCCCGUUGAGGUUUAUACGGGCCAGGGUUUGACCUUUCGGGCGGAUAACUGUGGCCUCGGAGGUAGAAAGACUGCGCAGACUUAAAAUCAUCACACAGAUUUUAAUUCUGAUCACUGUCUGGUAAGACACUGCUGUGAGAUAUUGUACCAUGUACAUACUGUAUGACCUGCUAUUUAAAAACAAGCAGAUUAGAGAAGAAAUAUACUGUACAGUGAGUUCAAAAUGAAACAUGCACAAAACAAUGCCAUGUCUGGCUACCCUUUCAUCCUGUGCAUCACGCAGGGCCUGAUGCAGACGGUUGUGUAAAAGGCUGGGUUUUUACAUCAGUUGUGGGAUAGGUUAUGGGUAGAACUGGACAAGUACACCAUGUUUGGGAGUGCUUACUCUAAUAUGGCAGGGCUUUGUCUUAGAUGCAUUCAAUAAUAUAUAUAUAAUUUAUUUUCUAAUUUCCAAAACUACACUCUUAAAAGUAGAGCAAAUGUCAGCAGAAGAGUAGAUCCCUCAGAUCUAGGUAAUAGGAAAGGAAUCCCUUCCCCGACAUCAGUGACAACAAGUGAAAUUUAACCUGCUCAGGUGAGGACUAAGUUCUUCUGACAGGGUUGUAGAUGUCCAUCUGUCCUGGGACAAGAGGGGAGGGUCUGGGAGAAAGAAAGUCACAGGGUUGUACUGGGGGUGCUGCCAUGAAGAUCACCAUAGCUACCGAUUCUUUCCUGCAUGUGUCAUGUGAUCAAACAGCCAAUCAGAUCUCAGUGGGUUUACUAUUCAGCAUCCAGGUGGGAGUGGGUAAGAGAAUCUGAGAGACUCCUAGGUUUGUUUACUCUUUCAGAAACAUAAUAAUAAUUAAAAAAAAACCUUACAUUUACAUUUGAACUACAUUCUGUUUUAAAAAAACUUUUAAAAGAGAUAUUUUUUGUUUGUGUUUUUUUAUUUUUUAAUUUAUUACUGCUGUUGAUGUUCUUCUGACAGUUGAUGUCCAUAUAGUUACUAUUAUUAUUAUAAUUACUAUUGAUUGGAGACGGAGGAGCAACUGCAAAGACUCUAUCCUCUGCUCCCCUAAUCCCCCCAACCCCAGGUUUCUGUUUCAAGGAGAAGUGUCACACACCCUGUAAGAAAUCGUACAGGGGGGACAGGACAUUGUUUAAAUAAAUUAUUGAAAUGUGA